This is a messenger RNA of Lepisosteus oculatus (spotted gar), 2281 nucleotides long. It is a transcript of the gene mphosph10, whose product is annotated as M-phase phosphoprotein 10 (U3 small nucleolar ribonucleoprotein). The record is from RefSeq and is a predicted model, not a curated record. Gene Ontology annotation, cellular component: Mpp10 complex; sno(s)RNA-containing ribonucleoprotein complex; small-subunit processome. Lineage: Eukaryota; Metazoa; Chordata; Actinopteri; Semionotiformes; Lepisosteidae. Gene Ontology annotation, biological process: rRNA processing.
GUGGGUACUUAGUAUCUAGGGGGAACGUGUUUUCCUCAGCUCUAUAAGUUACCCAUGUGAGUGUAGCAAUGGCUGACCGGGAAUUAGGAUUUACUUUAGAAAGCUGUUUAAAUAUUUUAAACACAAACACUGCGCAUCCGGAAAAGUUUUUAAGUGUCCAAGAUGUGCUGGCCUCAGACUUCACCUCCCUCACGAAGACGCUGUACGAUUUGCACAAGGCGCAGGAGCCGCCCGGGGCAGUGGGCAGCCCCUUGAAGGAGCUGGUGGUAGAAAACUUCGAUGAGGAGCAAAUCUGGCAGGAGCUGGAGCUGCAGAACACGGCCGCACUGGCACAGUUUCAGAAGGCCGUCGGCCUUGCACUGCGGGACAAGGAGAUCGGGUUUGACGAGGCGGAGGAGGAAGACCGGGAGGAUGGCGGGAGUGAGGAGGAAUCGGCCGCCGAGCUGAGCGGAGAGCUGGGAGGUGAGGACAGCGGUGAAGACGGAAGUGUGCAAGAAGAGGAAGAGGAGGAGGAGGAGGAGAGGAGGGCAUCGAAACCCAGAAAGGCUUCGGCAAAGUCCGAGGCACUAGAGAACUUCAGCGACGAGGACUCGGAUGUUGACUUUGACGUGGACGCGCUGGAGAGACAGACCAAACGGGCAAGCGAGAGGACCAGGAGGCCGGGGGGUGGGGUGGGCUCGGUGGUGGAUGACAGGUUUUUCAAGCUCGCCGACAUGGAGGCGUUCCUCGAAGACGUGGAAAACAAGGAGCAGCAGGGGGACGAGGGCGACGGCGAAAUCGAUUACUUUGAGGACAUACUAUCGGAGGAGGAAGAGGAGCUGGGACUGGAGCAGAAGACAGCUGGCAGAAAAAAAGGAAAGCAACAGAAAAGUUCAAGGGACCUGAAAUACAAGGACUUCUUUGACCCAAUAGAGGCAGAUGUUGGCCAGAAAGGUCCAAAUGAGGAUGAUGAAGACUUGGGGUCUGAGGAAGAGAUUGAUGAAGAGAUGGAAGAUGAGGAGGACAUGGAGGAAGAGGAAGACAUGGAUGAGAUUGAAGACAACGAAGAAAGCAGGCAAGCCAAGGAGGCCUUAAAGAGAGUGACCUUUAACUUAUCUGAUGACAGUGAAGGGGAAGAAGUGGAAAGCAUCCUCGGAGGAAAGCAGCCGAGCUCGGAAAAGGCAGAGCCCAAAUCCUCCUUUGAGAAACGACAGGAGAAGAUGGCACAGAGGAUUCGGGAACUUGAGAAGGCAGCGUUGGAAGAGAAACCGUGGCAGCUGACAGGAGAAGUGUCAGCACAAAAGCGCCCAGAGAACAGUCUGCUGGAGGAGGACCUCAUGUUCGAGCAGGCUGCCAGAAUGGCACCUGUGAUCACUGAAGAGACCACUCUUCUGCUGGAUGAUAUUAUCAAGCAAAGGAUCAAAGACCAGGCAUGGGACGAUGUGAUUCGCAAAGAAAAGCCUAAAGAGGAUGCCUUUGAGUACAAGAAGAGGCUGACGCUGGACCAUGAGAAAAGCAAGCUUAGCUUGGCAGAGGUGUAUGAACAGGAAUACCUGAAGCAGACUCAGCAAAAGAAAGAGGAAGAGGAAAACCCAGCGCACGCGGAAAUACAGAAACUGAUGGAUUCUCUUUUCCUGAAACUCGAUGGACUUUCGAACUUCCGCUUCACUCCUAGACCGCCUGUGCCUGAAGUGAAGAUUGUUUCGAAUCUGCCAUCCAUCGCGAUGGAAGAAGUGGCACCAGUCAGUGUCAGUGAUGCCACUUUGCUGGCUCCAGAAGAGAUCAAGGAAAAGAACAAAGCCGGCGACGUCGUGGGCGAAUCCGAAAGGACGGCCACGGACAGGAAGCGAGAGAGGCGAAAGAAGAAGCUGCUGAAGCGGAUCAGGCUGAAGAAGAAGGAGAAGUGGCAGAAGCCGGGCGAGCAGGCGCAGGCGGGGGACAAGAAGCUGUCCAAGGCGCAGGCGACGGAACAGCUGAAGAAAGUCACCAAAGGAGGCAAAGCGGCCCUGCUGAAGGAUGAGGGGAAAGACAAGGCUCUGCGCUCCUCCCAGGCCUUCUUCUCCGAGCUGCAGGACCAGGUGAAGAUGCAGAUCAAGGGCGCCAAGAACCAAGUGGCCAAGAAAAGCAAACGGAAGGAAGUUUCGGCCAGCAAGCUGAAGUUAUAGUGUUAGAAUGCAGAGGAUGUCUUUGUACAGCCUUCUUGAUUUUUAUAUUUGUGUACUGUAUAUUAUUUACAUCUUUACACGUGCACCUGAGCAGUCUUGGGGAAUAAAUAUACAGGGUCAUGUCCAUUGUUUUAAGG